AGUUCAGAUAAAGACUCCGGGAAGAUCUUCUGGUGUCCACAUUUAGGAUUUGUUUCUGGCUCUGCAGGCGUGAAGGAUCUCUCCCUGUGGAAGGCUCUUCAGGAAAAUGAGGGUCCUAUUGUACCUCAGUUUCGGUGUGGCUCUGCUGUGUUUGGUGGUCUUUGCCGACCGCAAGGGGAAGAAACAUGAUCACAAAGAUGACCAUGAGAAGAAAGGAGAUGACCAUGACCCCGACCACCACCGUGACAACAAGCAACGUAGCCUUGCCGAUAAAAUUUUGUCCGUCGACAAAAGAAAAGUUGGCAAUAAAAAAUUAGCAUUUGGCCUCUUCAGCAAGGUAGCCGCUGACCGUCCAAAUGAGAACGUUGUCAUUUCCCCAGUAAGUAUAUCUACAUCAUUGGCCUUCCCGUCCCUCGGUGCAGACGGCACAACCAAAGACCAGAUCACGAAAGGCAUUACCAUGUCUGAGACUCCCAAAACAAAAAUCAACCAUGGCUUCCAAAACCUUCAGACAACGUUAAAUGAUGAGAACAGAGAGCUGCAUCUCCAUAGCGGAAAUCGCCUUUUUGUGAGCCGAGCGCUGAAAAUCAAAGAGAACUUUCUCAACAAAGCGAAAAACUUCGGGUCCGAAGUCUUCACUGUAAACCUUGAGGAAAAUGAAGGAGCCAAGAAACAAAUCAACGACUACGUUGAGAAGAACACCAACGGCAAGAUCGUUGAUGUGCUGAGCAAUGCAGACAAGGACGCAGCUAACAUUUUUGUUAACUUCAUUUAUGUCAGAGGGCAAUGGGAAAAACCUUUUGAUGAGAAAUUUACCAAAGAAGAAGAUUUUCUCGUGAAUAAGGAUCUUGCGGCGAAGGUGCCUUUCAUGUCCCAGACUGGUUUUUACAAGGUAGCAGAAUUGGAUGAAGCCACCGUUGUAUCUGUGCCUUACAAAGGGAACGCCUCCGCCUUAUUCAUCCUACCCAAAGAAGGCAAAAUGAAGGAAGUAGAAUCACGUCAAGAAGACAUAUUGACGAAAUAUAGAAGUCAUUGUCACAGAGAAUCCAUACAACUUUCCAUUCCUAAAUUUUCUAUUGAUUCAACUAUAGACCCGGAGAAGCCUUUACACAAGCUUGGCAUUAAAACCGCCUUCACCGACGCCGCUGACUACUCAGGAAAAGUGGAAAAAGUUCAUCACAGAGUUCAGAUAACUGUAGAUGAGGAGGGGACAGAGGCUGCUGGGACUGCGGUGUUGAAGGACAUUCCUACCGAGGUUCAUCACAGAGUUAAGAUAACUGUAGAUGAGGAGGGGACAGCGGCGGCUGGGACUGCGGUGUUGAAGGACAUUCCUACCGAGGCUCAGCGCAAAGCCAAGAUAAAUGUGGAUGAGAAGAAGACGGAGGCUACUGAGGUCGAUUUAUUGGAGGCCGUUCCAAUGAAACCUCCUCCCCCGAUUGCUUUAAAUCGUCCGUUCUUACUUAGUAUUUUUGAUGAGAAAAAUAAAAAUAUUCUCUUCAGGGGUAAAGUUGUAAACCCCGAGAAAUAAUAAUUCUCAGCACACGUCAUUGUUGUGCCUUCAAUAAAGAUUAUUCUUCAUUCUAA
Messenger RNA from Rana temporaria (common frog), 1584 nucleotides. RefSeq names its product alpha-1-antitrypsin-like. The transcript is spliced from 7 exons. Gene Ontology annotation, biological process: negative regulation of endopeptidase activity. Bases 107 to 1528 code for a protein of 473 amino acids. The record is from RefSeq and is a predicted model, not a curated record. NCBI's taxonomy places the organism in Eukaryota, Metazoa, Chordata, Amphibia, Anura, Ranidae. Gene Ontology annotation, molecular function: serine-type endopeptidase inhibitor activity.